AUGGCGGCUCCAACCAUUAAAUCAUUAUUAAAGAUCCCGUUACGUCUCAAUGUACAAAAGGAUGCACACAACAAAUGGCUUCAGAUUGUGGAAAUGGCACAAGCUACUGUGAAAGACGAAGAUGAAUUUCAGCGAACAUCAGCAAAAGAACGUCUCCAAGGACGAGCCCUCCCACCGCAAGUACUAGGACGAUACUACGCCAGAUAUUGCGAUCUUAUUAAUAAGAUGUAUGAUGCGUACCUUAACAGCAUCCAUCUGCAGCGGUCACCAUAUAUAUUGGAGAUCAUCUCUUUGCUAAUGAAGAGGAUGUAUGAACUUCGAAAUGAAUUGGUGCAUGUAUUAGUCAACGACUAUAUAUAUGUGGACGCGGCGUUACAGCAACUUAGAAUGACGCCUUUUGACAUAGAGAUAGUGCUACCAUAUCACUUCCCUUUGGAGUCCCGAGAAGAAGACAUGGAAUCGCUUUUGCAGAAGAUGUGGGCAGCAGCAAUUAAAAGAAAGAAACGCAAAGGGGAAGAAGUAAACUCACUACUACCAAUACCCAAAGAACCCAAAACCAUUUCACAACAUGGCACCUUGUUAUCCCAAGUUAAUUUACCUGCGAAAGAAGAUGUUGUCGAGGAAGAAACACCAGAACCAAGUGUACAUACAAUCGAAAAUAAGGAUCUGAUUAAUGCAACCAUUAUACAAAAGCAUGAGAGAUACAGGCAAUGGUUUGCAGAACAAUUCAGGGCUAAUUGUAUAAGGAGGAGAACGUACUUUGCUACUGUAGUUGUUGAACCAUCGCCUGAGUUAAAGUACAAAGCUGCUAAAUUAAUACAAAGGGUUUACAGAGAAUAUAUGAAAAUAAAACGUAAACGUAUAAUGGAUACAAAGAGGAACAUCUUACUCGGCCUCGUACCAGACCCGUGUCCAGGUAGACUUGACUUCCAUGAAGAAAAUAAUAAGAUAUACCAAAAACGUCGCGAAACAAGACUAAAGAUCCAAAAAACAUUUUUGAUCGAAGAGGAAAGAGAAAACGCUAGACUUAUAUUAUUCAAAAAGGAUAACCAAAUAUCUGACAUCACUGAUCAAGUGCGAGAGUGGUUUAAAGAAUGGUACUACGGCUAUGGGUUUUUUCCAGAAUAUCCGUAUGAGUUAGAAGGAGGUACAAUAUUGGUCAUAAGGGGGCAGUAUAUAACUAUCGAAGAGAAGCAAAAAGAAGAUGCGAUCCAGUCGAAGCAGCCGAAGGAUAAGGAACAGAUAAAAGCAGAAAAGGCUAGAGCGAAACAAGAAGCCAAGAUCAAAGCAGAACAAGCUCGUAUUGCAAAGCAAAAGGAAGCUCUAGAUGAGUAUAAGGCUAAGAUGAAUCCGCUCACAGAUCCUGGAUACCGGGUAGAACGUUCAGAGGUCGUACCAGAACUAGUUAAUGUGAUGCGAGAAUAUAGGUCAGCCUGGUCGAUCUACGACAUGUUGCCCUCCGCAGAAUGUGGUGAAACGAUUUAUGGCUAUAUGAAGCCAUUACUCACCGAAGCCCUUAUGAGUCAACUGCAUAUUGACUGCAGGAAAUAUGUGGAUGAGCUGAUGAGAUUAGACCUUAAACUUCUGAUCGAAGCACAUCAGAAGUUGUACAAAAGUAUUGGCAAGAAGUUCCCAAAAAUAAAACCCAGACCUAAGCCAAAGAAAAUUCCGGUAUCAAAACCUCUCAUUGUGGACCAGAAGCUACUGAAUAAUAUAGAGGAAAUCUUCGAUUUAGGUAUAAUAAGUAAACCAACAGCGAAACUAAGUGAUGUUUUUGGUGACAUGAACUAUGCCGCUUACGAUUAUAACAUACGUGAUCCGGAUCCUAAAUUCCCACCACCCGGCUACGCUGAUUUCAAGCAGCGUGUAAUGCUGUCCUGCAUACUCGGCUGUGGGAUCCAGCCUGGAGCCACGAAGAACAACGGAGUGAUGCUCUUAGGUCCUGUGGGCAACGGAAAAUCGUUCCUAGUCGAUGUGGUCGCUGGAGAACUUAACGCAGUGAAAAUCGACAUCACCCCAGAAGUCUUCAGCGCAGUAUCGGCUAGACCAGCCAAAGCACUGGCUCAAGUGUUUCUGGCUGCUAGAGUUUUUCAACCAGCCGUUAUCUAUAUGAGAAAUAUUGAAAGAGUGUUCGCAAAGAAAGUGUUGCCAGAGGACAAAUACUUAAAAGCAGCGACAUUGAAGCCUAUUUUGGUGAAAAUGGUUAAACAAAUAAGCGAAAAGGACAAAAUUAUAUUUAUUGCUACAUGCAGUAAUCCAUUUGAAGCUAAUCGAGGCCCAAUGCUGUCGUGUUUCAACGAAGUUAUUCUUGUUCCAAGAACCGACUACGGAUCACUUUUUAAAUUCUUCUACUAUAAGUUUCAGAGAGAAAUUAGUGUACCUCGCGACUUCCCCAUCAGUAGCCUGGCGCAGUUGUGUCGAGGGUACGGCUUUGGAUCAAUCAUCAAAGCUUAUAACCAAGUUAUGUGUGCUGAGAGAAUAGUCAGUAUGAAUGUUACUCCGUUGUCUCCAGGAGAGUUUCUGGACAAAGUGUUCGAUGCAGGAGUUCUUCUAGACGAUGAUGAUUACCAACAGUAUGUUAAUUUUUAUCUGGAUAAUUCACCAAUCAAGAAAGAAAGAGAAGAAUAUAAUGUAAUCAACAUGUACAGAGCUGAGCAUUAUAAGAAAAUGGCCAAACUAGAGAUGGAAGCAAAGAAAAAGAAAGGAUAA
This is a messenger RNA of Arctia plantaginis, 2709 nucleotides long. NCBI's taxonomy places the organism in Eukaryota, Metazoa, Arthropoda, Insecta, Lepidoptera, Erebidae. The record is from the annotation of a GenBank genome assembly.